UAUUUACAGCUGAUCUUGCCAACCACAAACAUCAAUUUACACAGAGCAGGUCGGUCGGACCUGAACCAGAAAAAGAAGAAGUAAUAUCGCUGUCGACUGUGUGGCAAAAUAUUAUUUCAUCAAAGCAGCAGCAGCAAAACUAAAUAAAUGAGUCAAUGCGAGAAUGCUUUUAAGUUUCCGGCGCAAAUACAUUGUAGUGGUAGCGUUGGUUUCAAGAGCACUUUAUUUGCAAGCAACGUAUAAUGCUGCCGUGGAAGAAAAAUAAAUUCGAUCUAAUCGAAGACGACAAGCAGUCAAAGCCGAAGGGCUAUGCGGCGAGUCUCAACUACUCUGCACUCACGUCCUUUGCAAAGUCCUGCCCAGAGAGCGCUCUCAGCAGGGUCGGAAGCAUGUUCAAAUCCAAGAGGAAAAAAGUGAGUAUCACCAACGAGGACCCCACUUACACGGUGCUGUACCUGGGCAACGCAACCACUAUCCAGUCCAAGGGAGACGGCUGCACGGACGUGGCAGUGAGCAAGAUCUGGAACAAGAGCGAAAUGGGCAAAAACGGAACCAAGAUGAAACUUACCAUCAGCUCCCAGGGGAUCCGCAUGGUUCAUGUGGAUGACAAAGCGCGCAGACCGGGUCACUUGUACCUGUUGCACCGGAUAACGUACUGCGUUGCGGACCCUAGGCUACCCAGGAUUUUCGUCUGGAUUUACAGGCACGAGAUGAAGCACAAAGCCGUCAUGCUGCGGUGCCACGCCGUGCUCGUCUCCAAACCAGAGAAAGCUAAAGCCAUGGCGCUUUUGUUGUACCAGACUUCGGCUACAGCCCUGGCGGAGUUUAAGAGGGUUAAGCGCAGGGACGAUGCCCGGCACCAGCAACAGCAGCUGAUAGGGGAGCAGACAAUCCCCCUGGUCCCCCUCAGGAAGCUCUUAAACGGACAGUGUUAUUACAAACCUCCAGUGGAGCGGAGCCGGAGCGCACCGAAACUGGGCUCCAUCACCGAGGAUCUUCUCGGGGAGGAGGAAGAGGAAAAAGCGAAACAUUUCGAGUGCGAGGACAUUCUGGACACAGAUGACGACUGCUUGGGCAAUGGUAAACAAGAACUUUCUCAGAUAAUCAGCGAUCUGGGAGAAAUGUGCAUUGGUAAUGACGUCCAGACUCUGAAAUCGGACCUGAGAGUCACCCGGUUACUGUCCGGGGAAAGCACGGGGAGCGAAUCUUCAAUAGACAGUAACCAGGAUCCGAAUUCACUUUGCAACGGCUUCGAGGAAGUCAAAGAGCAAGAGAUAGCAUGAUGAUUUAUUAUUAUUAUUAUUAUUAUUAUUAUUAUUAUUAUUAUUAUUAUUAUUAUUAUUAUAAUAUUUGCAUUUAAGUGGUUUUUUUUCAUGCUGAUAUUAACAAAAAACUGCCCCAUUCCAACCAUGCUUUUUAUCCCCUCGUGUUGUGUGUUUUUUUUUUUUAAAGGGUCGUAUUUAUAAUGUGCAAUCCAUAUUGUGAAGCAUUCACAAUAAAGAACUGACGUGUACGACACUUCUGCAAUACAGAAGCGUGUCCUUCCGGUGACUGCAAGUGUUUAUGGAGGAGUACUUAGAGCUACUUUUAUUAACGCGCACACACGCACACGUAUCCUCCUCUUAAUGAACGAAAAGACGCGUUGAACUUGUGAAGGUACAGUGUUUACCUAGAGAUAUGCCAAAUUCUUUAAAUAACCCUGCCUUGGGACGGGGUCACGUGCAGUUCUAUGUUUCUAAAUGAUUCACACAACAAAACGCGAUUACUAGCUUCUUUAUUCAAGACAUUCCGUUUUUCUAUAUAUUAUUAUUAUUAUUAUUAUUAUUAUUGGCAGUAGUAGUAUUAUAACUGUUGUGAAGUUUGUUUGAAUGUUUUAUUUUUGUAAUUUGGUAAUAGUAUUGUCCUAUUACCCCUCGCCAUAAAUGUUCUUGUAAGCAUACAUGUUAUAUCUUUGCUGUGCAAAAGGAAAGACAUACCUUAAAGUAUUCAGUUGUAUAUAGUAAAUGUGUAUAAAAAAUGUUAUUUUUAAAAAAAAAGAUGUUUACUGUGAGCUCACAAAUACCAAUAAAUAAAAGAUACAUGAAACCUG
This is a messenger RNA of Acipenser ruthenus (sterlet), 2089 nucleotides long. Its product is annotated as protein FAM43A-like. NCBI's taxonomy places the organism in Eukaryota, Metazoa, Chordata, Actinopteri, Acipenseriformes, Acipenseridae. The record is from RefSeq and is a predicted model, not a curated record. Bases 243 to 1283 code for a protein of 346 amino acids. The transcript has a single exon.